UUGGCACUCUUCCUCUCCUUACCUUUUCCUCCAUCCACUUUAUUCCCCACCACCAUCUUUACCCUCUUCGCCAUCUCUUCCCUCCCCUUCAAUAUUUGACCUGUUACUAGCACUCAAGCCAUUCAGAUGACUCAGAGAUGGAGAACAUUAUGCAAGUUGCUGACCACCAAAGCCAUGACAACAAGCACGACCAUCAUGGCCACGAGUACCGUGGCACAGAGGAAGCGUCUGAGGGUGACGACUGUCUCCACGCCCCGCUUUGUUUUCCUGUGGUGGUUAGGGAGCAGUCGGAUUCAGGUUCAGAGUCCAGUUUUCCGCAGGGCAGAAGUGUGGAAUUUGAUUUGUCCUUUCCCGUCAGUCCCACCAGGCCCAAGAGUCCUUGGGGUCUGUUUGACCCUUACGAGAACACUGAGGACCAGGACAAGGAAUAUGUUGGUUUUGCAACUCUGCCAAAUCAGGUCCAUCGCAAAUCUGUCAAGAAGGGAUUUGACUUCACACUCAUGGUGGCAGGAGAAUCUGGCCUGGGAAAGUCCACGCUGGUCAACAGCCUUUUUCUCACAGAUCUUUAUAAAGACAGAAAACUGCUCAAUGCUGAAGAGCGAAUCACUCAAACAGUAGAAAUCACUAAGCACACUGUGGACAUCGAGGAGAAAGGUGUCAAACUGAAGCUCACCAUCGUGGACACUCCCGGCUUUGGGGAUGCCGUGAACAACACUGAGUGCUGGAAGCCGGUGGCAGACUACAUUGACCAGCAGUUCGAGCAGUAUUUCAGAGACGAGAGCGGCCUCAACCGCAAGAACAUCCAGGACAACAGAGUACACUGUUGCCUCUAUUUCAUCUCACCCUUCGGUCAUGGGCUUCGGCCUUUGGAUGUAGAAUUCAUGAGAGCGCUGCAUGAAAAGGUCAACAUCGUCCCUGUUCUGGCCAAAGCGGACACACUGACUCCCAGUGAGGUCAGGAAGAAGAAACUCAAGAUCAGAGAUGAGAUUGAAAAGUACGGCAUAAAGAUCUACCAGUUCCCCGACUGUGACUCGGACGAGGACGAAGACUUUAAGCAGCAGGAUCUUGAGCUAAAAGAGUGCAUUCCCUUUGCAGUUAUUGGCAGCAACAUAGUGGUGGAGGCCAAAGGGAAACGGGUUCGAGGCCGUCUGUACCCCUGGGGUAUUGUAGAAGUUGAGAACUCGGCGCACUGCGACUUCGUGAAGCUGCGGAACAUGCUCGUUCGCACGCACAUGCAAGAUCUGAAGGAUGUGACCCGAGAGACUCACUACGAAAACUACAGAGCGCAGUGCAUCCAGAGCAUGACCCGUAUGGUGGUGAAGGAGCGCAACCGCAAUAAGCUAACCAGGGAGAGCGGCACAGACUUCCCCAUCCCCGCAGCGUCUAGCGUGGCAGACAGCGACACAGAGAAGCUCAUCCGAGAGAAAGAUGAGGAGCUACGGCAGAUGCAGGAGAUGCUGAAGAAGUUCCAGGACAAAAUGCACACACACAACGAAUCUUAUUAACGAAGGACACCACAGGACCACCCACCCUGUGUCCGCGGGGGACAGACGGGAAUCUUUUCUUUUACUGUAGAACUUUGACCAAA
Molecule: messenger RNA, 1588 nt
Organism: Thalassophryne amazonica
Lineage: Eukaryota; Metazoa; Chordata; Actinopteri; Batrachoidiformes; Batrachoididae
Product: septin-4-like
Exons: 11
Coding region: 138-1505 (455 amino acids)
Biological process (GO): cytoskeleton-dependent cytokinesis; regulation of exocytosis
Cellular component (GO): synaptic vesicle; septin complex; cell division site
Molecular function (GO): molecular adaptor activity; GTP binding; GTPase activity
Source: RefSeq, a predicted model, not a curated record